GAAUCAUGAAACCAGUCUUCUGUGGGAACUUUGAGUAUGAUGCGCGUGAAGGUGAUCUUGAACGGCUGUUCAGGAAAUACGGAAGGGUCGAGAGGGUGGAUAUGAAAGCUGGAUGUCCAGCCCAUGGAUGGACCGACCUUAAGGAAAUAUCCAUCUCAUUCUCUUCCCUCAAAACGAGUCUCACUUUCCAUCCACAAUGACAUUUGCCAUCUUAACCUGCAUUUCAUUCUUCAUCGCAUUCCACUCUACAUGCCUCUUGGAAACAUUUCAUUCACAUCCCCCCGUCUGACUUCCACAUUUUCACUUCUUCCUUGACAUAUUAUUUCCCAUAAUGCAAGGGUUUGCUUUCGUGUACAUGGAAGAUGAGAGGGAUGCUGAAGAUGCUAUCCGAGCCCUUGACCGCAUUGAAUUUGGACGUAAGGGACGCAGACUCCGUGUUGAGUGGACAAAGGGUGAGCGUGGAGGUGAUAGAAGAUCUGGUGGUGGUUCAAGGAGAUCCUCAUCCAUGAGGCCUUCCAAGACUCUGUUUGUGAUCAACUUCGAUGCAGAUAACACUAGGACCCGGGAUCUAGAGAGACACUUUGAACCAUAUGGCAAAAUUGUGAACGUUAGGAUCCGGAGGAACUUUGCAUUUGUCCAAUACGAGGAGCAAGAGGAUGCCACUAGAGCAUUGGAUGCUACCAAUAACAGUAAGCUGAUGGAUAAGGUGAUCUCGGUGGAGUAUGCAAUGAAAGAUGAUGAUGCAAGAGGGAACGGACACAGUCCUGAAAGACGCCGCGACAGGUCACCAGAAAGGAGAAGGCGAUCACCUAGUCCUUACAAGAGAGAAAGAGGGAGCCCUGACUAUGGCCGAGGUGGUAGUCCCGUUGCUGCAUACAAAAGGGAAAGGACCAGUCCUGAUUACGGCAGAAGACGUAGCCCAAGUCCUUACAAGAGAACAAGGCGUAGCAGUCCCGAGUAUGGUCGCGACCGCCACAGAGGCAAUGAGAGUCCUCGGAGGAGGGAGAGGGGUGCAAGUCCCAGGUACAGCCGCAGUCCUGACAACAAGAGAGAGAGGGUGAGCCCUGAUCACAGCCCGUUUAAGAAGGAGAGCUCGAAGAAUGGAGAUGGUGAGGUUGAUAGCCCAAAUGAAAGGAGGGAGAGGUCGAGGUCUAGCCCUGAGAAUGGCCAAGUUGAAAGCCCUGGCUCUAUUGGGAGGAGGGACAGUGAUGGUGGCUAUGAUGGUGCUGAUAGCCCAAUGCAGAAGAGCCGGUCUCGUUCGCCUCCAGCUGAAGAGUGAAUGAAAAGUGGAUCCAACCAUCUCUAUCAAAGUAGGAUGUCAGCUGAAGAGUGAAUGAAAAGUGGAUCCAACCUUCUCUAUCAAAGUAGGAUGUUGUACCUGUUCUGUAGUCAAACUCUGUGUCCUGUGUUUAGUCUCUUUGUCUUCUGAUACCUUUGAACUCGGAUCUCUUUUAUUGUUGGAUUGAUAAACUCUCUCUUGUGUGCUUAAAAUGUUCCAAUGUUACUGAAUUGUUCG
Brassica oleracea var. oleracea is the source of this 1516-nucleotide messenger RNA. RefSeq names its product serine/arginine-rich splicing factor RS40. Gene Ontology annotation, cellular component: cytoplasm; nuclear speck. Gene Ontology annotation, biological process: mRNA splicing, via spliceosome. Bases 332 to 1279 code for a protein of 315 amino acids. The transcript is spliced from 6 exons. Lineage: Eukaryota; Viridiplantae; Streptophyta; Magnoliopsida; Brassicales; Brassicaceae. Gene Ontology annotation, molecular function: RNA binding. The record is from RefSeq and is a predicted model, not a curated record.